Molecule: messenger RNA, 1856 nt
Organism: Exaiptasia diaphana
Lineage: Eukaryota; Metazoa; Cnidaria; Anthozoa; Actiniaria; Aiptasiidae
Product: tRNA-dihydrouridine(16/17) synthase [NAD(P)(+)]-like
Exons: 13
Coding region: 104-1480 (458 amino acids)
Biological process (GO): tRNA processing
Molecular function (GO): tRNA dihydrouridine synthase activity; flavin adenine dinucleotide binding
Source: RefSeq, a predicted model, not a curated record
UAUGGCGGACGAAACAACRUGAGGAGCUUCUUCGAUUUUCAGUUUAUUUAAACUUGUUCCCCUCUUUCAACUUUGAUUAUAUGCACCAUUUCUAUAGAAGAUCAUGUCAUCUACAAAAAGAGAAGGGUAUAAUUUUUGGAGAAACGAUUUAAAGGCUGCACAGUAUGUUGUUGCACCAAUGGUUGACCAAUCCGAGCUACCCUGGAGGAUGUUGAGUCGACAUUACAAYGCACAGCUCUGCUAUACACCAAUGCUGCAUGCUGGUUUGUUUGUUAAGGAUCCUAUUUACAGAAAAGAAAUGUUUACGACUUGUACAGAGGACAGACCUCUCAUUGUUCAGUUUUGUGCCAAUGAUCCUGAGACGUUUGUUGAAGCAGCAAAGUUAGUUGAGUCACAGUGUGAUGGUGUUGACUUGAAUCUUGGAUGUCCACAAACCAUUGCAAAAAGAGGUCAUUAUGGUGCUUUUCUCCAAGAAGAAUGGGACUUAUUGUCAAGAAUAGUUAACCUUGCACAUGAAAAACUCAACAUCCCAAUCACUUGCAAGAUAAGAGUAUUUGAAGAUGACAACAAGACAAUAGAAUAUGCACAAAUGUUAGAAAAGGCUGGAUGUCAGCUGUUGACAAUUCAUGGCAGAACAAGAAAUCAAAAAGGUGCAAACACUGGCCUUGCAAGUUGGGAUAUUAUCAAAACUGUCAAAAAUAGUGUUUCUAUUCCUGUCUUCGCUAAUGGUAACAUACAGUAUUUCAAGGAUGUGCAGRAUUGUCUUGAAUAUACUGGUGUUGAUGGCAUCAUGACUGCUGAGGGCAAUCUCCAUAAUCCUGCACUUCUGGCAAACAAGCAGCCCAUGGUUUGGGAGAUGGCUGAACAGUACCUACAAUUUGUUGAUAAAUAUCCCUGUCAGUUAUCUGCUGUCAGAGGUCAUUUAUUUAAGCUAUGGCACCACAGUUUAUGCAAGCAUACUGACCUUAGAAUGAAACUUGGUGAUUCUAAAUCUCUUGACGAGGUGAAAAAGAUUAAUAAAGAUAUUACACUUAGAGUCAAGAAAGAUGCAGAAGACAAUUCCGAUAAACCUAUUCCUUUCUCAGGACUUCCUCACUGGGUGUGUCAGCCCUAUGUCAGACCCAGUCCUAAAGAAAUAGCAUCAGAACAGAAACAAGUAACAAAUGAUGAAAAUAAAGAACGCAGUGAAAAUCAAAUAAGAAGAGCUCUUAGAAAACAGAAGAAAUUAUUAAAACGUAAAAGUAGAGUGCCAGUUGAUUGGUGUUUUUGUACAGAAUGUAAAAUUAAUCCCAAGAGUGCAAGAUGUGAAAGUCAAUUAUGUAGACACUGCUGUAAAGAAAAAACCUCAACCAACAAUUUAGACUGUAUCGCACAUAAACUUUGGUUUYRCUCUAAAUCAAAGAAGACAAAGCUUGAAGACAAGGAAUUACAAAAAGAAGGAAAACYGCAAAAUAGUCAUUGUGUAGAUGUUACCACCUGACAUCAUCUUAUUUAUUUAUUUAUUCUUUAAGCAUCCAGUAGAACUUUGAAACAAUUCAAGGGUCUGCUUUGAAUGUUUUUGAAUUGGCUUCGUCCAAAGUGAUUUGCUUUUGUAGUGUUUUUCUAUAUUGGCUCCCAGUCGUUAAAGAAAUACAAUGCAAUGCAACCAAAAUGCAGAUCAGUAUGACAAUGUCUGAAAACGCACAAUAGUAGUAUGCCCUAUUUGAAAAUGAUUUACCCAAUGUUGUUUAAAGUUGCAUUAUCCAAUGGCUUUCAUGUUAAUUAGUUCAGGCAUUAAUGAAACCUAUUCCUGCUCCUUUUAAUGUAAUUAUUUUUUCAAUUAAAAAAGAGAAUUGAAUAAAUAAUUUGAUAAAUGA